AUGCCUUCGGAUAAACGCCCGAAUAUCAUCUUCAUCAUGGCCGAUGACCAUGCCUCCAAGUCCAUUUCGGCCUACGGCGCUGGUAUUAACCACACCCCGAAUCUCGACCGACUCGCGACUGAAGGCAUGCGAUUCAAUCACUGCUACGUGACGAAUAGUAUCUGCACGCCAUCUCGUGCAGCAAUCUUGACAGGCACCCAUAACCACGUUAACGGGGUGAUGACGCUCGAUUCGAAGAUCAACAAGCGCCUUCCGAACGUCGCGAAACAACUUCGGAGUGGAGGGUACCAGACGGCCAUGGUGGGUAAAUGGCAUCUUGGGGAGGGGAAAGAGCAUGAGCCGACAGGGUUUGAUGACUGGAGUGUUGUGCCUGGACAGGGCGAAUAUCAUGAUCCCCAGUUCAUUGAGGCCGAUGGGAUGACCAGGGUGUCUGGCUACGCGACCGACAUCAUCACGGAUAAGUGUCUGGAUUGGAUCCGUGAGCGAGAUGCCGAAAAGCCUUUCUUUCUUAUGUGUCACCAUAAGGCACCGCAUCGCAGCUGGGAGUAUGAUGCGAAACAUAAGGAUCUGUACAAGGACCCGGUUCGGCUCCCGGAUACGUUCAGCGAUGACUAUAAGAACCGUGCGAGGGCGGCAACGGUGGCCAAGAUGCGUGUCGCUGAGGAUCUCACGUAUGGCGAUCUGGGACUCGUGCAGCCCGAGGGUCCUGCUGAGAUUGUAGGCCCAAAGAUGAUUGAUCUGUGGUCGUGGUAUGAUCGAAAGGUCCCUGCGCCGGAGGACGUCACAAAGCUCCGUCUGAUGGCGAAGGAAGAUGGGAGAGUCUUCACUUUCAAGACACCCCAAGAGCUCGCAGAGUUCAAGUUCCAGCGGUACAUGCAGCGUUAUCUUCGCACAAUUCAAAGCAUCGACGAUAACGUCGGUCGGAUGCUCGACUUCCUUGACGCGGAGGGUCUGGCGGAGAAUACUAUUGUCAUCUAUACUUCCGACCAGGGCUUCUUCCUCGGUGAACAUGGCUGGUUUGACAAGCGCUUCAUGUAUGAGGAUAGCUUCCAGAUGCCGUUCCUCAUUCGGUAUCCCCGUGAGAUUGCCCCGGGCAGCAUUUGCGAUGAUAUUAUCUGCAAUGUGGACUUUGCCCCGACGUUCCUAGACUUUGCGCAGACUCGUAUCCCAACGUACAUGCAGGGAGUCAGUUUCAGGGCCUUGUUGCAGAAAAAGACUCCGGCGGAUUGGCAGCAGGUUGCGUAUCAUCGGUACUGGAUGCAUCGGGAUGUUAUACAUGAGGCAUAUGCUCAUUACGGUGUGCGAGAUCAGCGGUACAAGUUGAUUUACUGGUAUAACGAGGACCUUGGGCUUGAGGGUACUCGGCCUGGAGGGGAGGAGAAGGAAUGGGAGCUGUUUGACUGUGACAAGGAUCCGUUGGAACUGUUCAACUGCUACAACGAGCCUGGAUACAAGCAGGUUGUUGCGCGCAUGACGAGGCUGCUACAGGAGAAGAUGGAGGAAAUCGGAGACGAGCCUGUUCAUUAA
Molecule: messenger RNA, 1527 nt
Organism: Aspergillus puulaauensis
Lineage: Eukaryota; Fungi; Ascomycota; Eurotiomycetes; Eurotiales; Aspergillaceae
Product: sulfatase family protein
Exons: 1
Coding region: 1-1527 (508 amino acids)
Source: RefSeq, a predicted model, not a curated record